Folsomia candida is the source of this 1552-nucleotide messenger RNA. Its product is annotated as mitochondrial amidoxime reducing component 2. Bases 164 to 1267 code for a protein of 367 amino acids. The record is from RefSeq and is a predicted model, not a curated record. Gene Ontology annotation, molecular function: molybdenum ion binding; catalytic activity; pyridoxal phosphate binding. Lineage: Eukaryota; Metazoa; Arthropoda; Collembola; Entomobryomorpha; Isotomidae. The transcript has 6 exons.
UUCAUUCAUUAGUUGUCAACAAUUGUGGUAGUUCUUGUUGACUAUACAGAAGGCAAAACGUUUAGUCGUGGUCUGAUGAGUAGUCGAAGAUCAUUUUCGACCACGGGUUUAAAUUGGCACGUGCUAAAAUUGGGAAUAUUUGCAAAAUUGCGACAUUCCUUUGAUGGCGAAGGAAUCUCUUCAUAAAUUUGCAGGAAUGGGUCAAGAUUCGCAAAUAUAUUAUUUGACCGCAUUUCUCGCCACGGCGCUCCUCGUGGGAAUUGGGGCGUGGUUGUUCACUUCUAUGAAAAAGAAGAAAUCCACUUCGACCCAAAAUACGAAAGUACGCCCGGAAAAGUGGUGUCUCGUUGGGAAAGUGGCAAAAUUGAUAGUUUAUCCGAUCAAGUCCUGCCAAGGGAUUGUUGUUGAAGAAGCAGCAGUGACAAGGCUGGGGUUAAAACUUCGUGACCACAACAUUCGCGAUCGCGACUUUAUGAUUGUGGAUAAAAAGGGAAAAUCCAUCACGCUUGAUGUCAUGCCGGCCAUGUCCUUCAUAACUUUGGAACCUUCGCUCGAAAAAAAGAAUCACCUCGUGAUGAGUGCGCCUGGCAUGGAUUCGAUCGUAUUCACUUAUCCAGAUGAGGACAAAUCAGAAGAAAAAAUUUGCCGGGUGAUGCACGACAAGAAUGUAAAAGCGUUAGACUGCGGAGACCAAGUUGCCGAAUGGAUUCAAACAUUUCUCGGGAAGGAAGAACUCCGUUUGUUUUAUCAUCACGUUCCCGAAACGCAGAGAACUUUCGAACCCUACAUGUUCGAGUGUCCCCUCUAUGAAAAGACAGAUAUGGGCGCUUUCCAAAACGAGACGAGUUACCUGAUCGUAGGUCAAGAGUCGAUUGACGAGCUGAAUGCGAGAUUACCAGAGAAGAAAUCGUCCUGGAGGAAUUGGAGGCCAACGAUAUUAAUUGAUAACGUGCUAGAACCAUUUGCAGAGAUUAACUGGUCAUUUGUCAAGAUCGGGGGCGAAAAUGUGAUCCUUAAGGCGGCAAUACCAUGUGCUAGGUGCGGAUUGACUACGGUGGAUCAGGACACAGGAACUCUCCCGAAGGAUGGCGAGCCUUUAAAAACAUUGCGACAAAUGAACAAAACGGACGUAAUUGUUGACCGGAAAAUGGCCGAGGUGGUCAAAAAUAGGGGCAUUAUGGGGAUUCGGAUGGGCCUUUAUGUUCCGGCUGGAGCUGAGGGUUCACUGAUUAAAGUUGGGGAUCCUAUUUAUGCAGCGUUGCUGUAAAUUUAAUUUACUAAAAAUAUGAUAAAUUUGUAUCGUCAUUAUGAAAUUUUAAGUGACUGUCCGUAACUUUUUUUGUUUAGACUUCACUAUAUCUUAUUGAUUACAAACUCAAUAAUUUUUACUCCAAUUAAUUUUUUUGGACGUCGAUAAUACUCAUAAUUUUAAAUAAAUUGUAAACCAAACUAAUGGGGAGGACGGAAUUGAGAAAAAUUUAAAAUUUCACUAAUAUUUUCAUGCAACAUAUGCAAAUAGAUAUUUAAUAAAACUACAAAUUAUUUAGAAAAA